AUGAGGGGCGUGAGCAGCAGACACGGCAGAAGAAUCUCCGAUUUAGAUGAUCCUCGUAAUUGGAGUCGUUCGAUCAACUCUGAAUUCGCUGAUCAUCACGAGGAUGACGAUGAAGACGAGGAUGACGAUGAACAGGAGGAUAGGAGUUUGGAUCUGUUAGUUAAGUUUGUUUCAAAUGUGUUCAAGAAGGUAUCGAAACGUGCUAGAAAGGCCGUGCGAUCGGUUUUGCCUGUUCCUAUAUCAACUAAACUGGUGGAAUUUUCGGUGAAUGGAGUUUUAUUGCUGGGGUUUUUGUGGGUUCUGAAGGCUUUUCUUGAGGUGGUUUGCGCCCUUGGAAGUAUGGUGUUUGUAAGCAUCUUACUUAUACGUGGGAUAUGGUCUGGGGUAACCUAUCUGCAAGAAAGGCGUAAUCUUAGGAUAAAUAAACUUGAUGAUGACCUUCGUGCAUGGACUGGCACACAGCCUGCAGCUUAA
This is a messenger RNA of Dovyalis caffra, 474 nucleotides long. Lineage: Eukaryota; Viridiplantae; Streptophyta; Magnoliopsida; Malpighiales; Salicaceae. The record is from the annotation of a GenBank genome assembly.